AUGAACAUUCUUGUUUAGUUUUGUGAUUUCUUUUUUUCCCUGAUCGAAGAUUUUUACAUCUUGUUGUAUUGUGAACUGAGUUGACUUGUGAAUUUCGAUGAAUUGGAUACUAAACAUUUAUUUUUGAAAAACUUCAAGUGAAAAGGUGUAAUUCGAACAUUGAACUUGAUCAAAUCGUGGACUUAUCCUAGUGUUCUGUGCGGUGCUAUUAAUGUUGAUAGCGCCUAACGAACCCUGCUUGCCCCGGAUACACUAUGUUAAAACUAUUGUGAACUCACUCACUAACAUCCCAGGGAGGCGCAUAGCCGGUACACUGCUCACCAACAUGGAUUACAACAACGACGCCGACCCGAUGAUCUCGUCCGUCGUCAUCUUCCAAGACUACCACAACAGCAUAGCCCAGAACCAGCAGGUCAGUUCGUACGGUAUGCUGGACUUUGAUUCCUACUCCCGACCCACCAUGAUGGAGGACCCCUCCAAUAACAUUGACAUGAGCCUGGACAGCCCGGCGUCCAUCGAGACGUACCAGUCCGAUAUUGAGUUAGGUUUCCAAGACAACCAGUCCGUGGCGUCACCAGCCGAGCAGGACAUGAGCGAGUCGUCUAUGACCAGCAUGGCGUCCACCCCUCAGAAAUUCUCCCAGCUGGACGAUGAAGAUUUCGAGAUGGACCGUCGACUGGUCAAUAUGAGAUUCGCUCCACACGACGUUUUCCCCGUGGAUAACUCGUGGACGCUGGAGCAGAAAGUGGACCGGCUCUUAGAGCUGAGCCCCUGCGAUAAGUACUCACGGGAGGAAAUUCUAAAUAUAGACUCUGUAGAAAACCCCGAACAAAAAGUUGACAUGUUGAUCAACCUUGUGGCCAGGAUCCACGUCAACUUCCGCUGGAACUACGUCAAACCCGAAGAACUGGCCCGUGGGUACACCGUCGUCACUAAUUGUAAGAAAGAGAAAAAGAAAGACUCUGAGGGUCAGACGACCCCCAAGCGACCCAUGAACGCUUUCAUGAUCUGGUCCAUGAAAUGCAGGACCCUCAUCUCCCACAUCUCACCACAGCUGCACAACGCCAUCAUCAGCACUAAACUCGGCGCGGCCUGGCGUCAGUUCGACGAUGAUGAAAAAGCUUACUACGAGCGUGAGAAGGAAAUCCUAACCACGUUCCAUCGCUACGAGUUCCCGGACUACAAAUACAAGCCCCGCAAGAAGCCCAAGAAGACCGAAGAGAAACCCUCCCCCGUUCCCAAGCCUAAAAACAACAAACGUAAAAAAGUCGAACCCACCCAGCCGUCCCCUCUCCGGGGCAUAAACUUGGCCGAUGCUCGCCAGAGUCUAGACCCGCACCUGAAAGAACGUCUUCAGGUGAAGAUGCAGGUCAAGAUCGACCCCGACCUAAAAAAAGAAAUAGGUAAACGAGCCACCGGCAUUGAUCUAACAGACCUGAGCGCUUACAACCAAACCGAACUGGCGUCCCCGCCCUACGCUAAGGUCCAGCGCCUCCUCGCCGACAACCCCUCGGCCGUUCACCUCAUCAUCGACAACAAACCCUCCUCCGUCUUCGACACCCCCGAAAACUCCCCCCACACCCCCAUCACCCCCGUCACCCCCACCGAACACGUCAUGACCUACGGGAACACCCUCAACAACCGCAACGAUUCCUGCUUCAGCUUCGAAGACAAACCCAACAUCGACCUCUCCUACCAGAUGGAGAACAACAACAACCUGGUCCACGCCCCCCAGGAGCCGGUCAAAACCGAACACAUCCAGUGGGAUCUCAACAUUAAAACCGAACCCCAAGACUACCCUUUCUACUGCCCCGCCGCCAUCAAAACUGAACCCGGCCACGGCUGCGUGUCCAACGGUCUUGAAAUGGACAUGCCACAGUUGCCCGUGUUAUCCUCUGAGAUUAUCGACGAGUACCUUCGCUGUGGCGACGCCUCCAACUUCAACAACGAGGAACUGUUAUCAGACUUGAUGAACAUUGUCGUCAACGGCAGCGAUUACCUAACGGAUCUAGCCACCUGUGUACCUGAAGGCCCAGCCACGGUUUAG
Messenger RNA from Physella acuta, 2047 nucleotides. RefSeq lists its product as uncharacterized. Gene Ontology annotation, molecular function: DNA-binding transcription activator activity, RNA polymerase II-specific; RNA polymerase II cis-regulatory region sequence-specific DNA binding. NCBI's taxonomy places the organism in Eukaryota, Metazoa, Mollusca, Gastropoda, Physidae. The record is from RefSeq and is a predicted model, not a curated record. Gene Ontology annotation, biological process: neuron differentiation; brain development; positive regulation of transcription by RNA polymerase II. Gene Ontology annotation, cellular component: nucleus.